Molecule: messenger RNA, 297 nt
Organism: Paramecium octaurelia
Lineage: Eukaryota; Ciliophora; Oligohymenophorea; Peniculida; Parameciidae
Source: the annotation of a GenBank genome assembly
AUGCUAGUUAAUUAUUCUGAUAGUGAGGAUGAUUAAAAAUAAAAUGACAAUCCUGUUGUCAACAAUAUUCCACCACAAGAAUAGAUUAAGCCAACUAAACUUAUACCAAUUGAGCCUUCCAUUGUGAAAAAGAGAAAGCCAAAUCCUAAGGAAUGCAAAAUACCAGAUGUCUUCUUGAAAUAAGAUGGAAAGAUUGAUUAAGAAAUAAAUUAAUAAGUAGGUUAACAAUAGAGUCAAGGAAAUAAGUUCAUUCCCAGAUAACUAUUAUGCAAAAAAAGCAAUGUUUCCAUUGAAUGA